UCCAUCCAGAAGGGACGGGAGAAGGAGAGAGAAAGAGAGAGAGAGGUAGGAGGGCUAGGAAGGGAGAUUUAAAACCCACCUUAAAACCUGCCUGACACGAAGGACAACGCCACAUAAACACAGCUAGAAAUAGCUAAAGGACGUUAGGGAGGAACUGAAACAUUCGACCUUUUUUCUUCUGCCAGGCUACUUUUCCUGACAUAUCGCGAGAACACUUCGUCGAUUUUUGGCAGAUCUUGGAUUAAUUUUUUUUCUUAACAACGAUGAAUUCCGAAGGUGGCUCAGCUUGCCGAGACAUGGCCCAAGAGACCAACCAGAGCCCGGUGCUUUGUGCCACUGGCUGUGGUUUCUUUGGCAACCCGAGAACCAAUGGCAUGUGCUCCGUCUGCUAUAAGGAUCACCUGACACGGCAGCAGAGCAGCGACCGCAUGAGCCCCCGCAGCCCUAGGGGCUCGGCAGGUAGUCCUACUUUAGAGGCCUCAGCCAUCCAGAGACUAGAAGCCAGUCUAGCCAAGGUUGAUGCCUCCCCUUUGUCUUCGCCAGACAUGUCUAGAACUGUCCAAGGAUCUCUUCCUGUUACUCAACAAAUGACAGAGAUGAGUAUCUCGAGAGAGGAUAAGCCAGAACCCCUAGAGCCUGUUGUAAACCAGCCUGCUGCUUCUAGUCCUUCUCCUGUAGCUUCUUCCAGCAGUGAAGAAGGCAAGGGGGACACCCCUAAACCCAAGAAGAAUAGGUGCUUCUUGUGCCGCAAAAGGGUGGGCCUUACAGGGUUCGACUGUCGCUGUGGAAACCUGUUCUGUGGCAUCCACCGGUACUCCGACAAGCACAACUGCCCCUAUGAUUACAAGGCCGAGGCCGCUGCCAAGAUCCGUAAAGAGAACCCCGUGGUGGUGGCCGACAAGAUCCAGAGAAUAUAGAUUUAACUAAUUUAACAGCAGCAGCGACAACGACAACAACACCUUUGACAAAGACUGGAGAAUGUGUGAAAUGAGCACUGGCAUGAGUUGCCGAGUGAAGAUUGAAAGGACUUGAUUAAUUACAAAAUUACAACCUCAAGAAAAUCUUGGUGAAAAAAAAGAAGAAUCUGUCUGAGGGAGAUGCAUGAAUGAUCACUUUUUCUCCUUUUAUGAUUAAUUCAUUAGUUUGGUUUUAUCCUACUUUCUGUGGUGUGGCUUUGCCGCUGUUAAGUCCUUUAUUUUUUCUUUUAAGAAUAUGUAUUGUCUUAUUAAGAGCAGCCCAGGCUAACUGUCCAGGAUAGACUGUGCUCCUCUCACCCAAACCAGGCGCCAUUUUGUGCCAAACUGUAGACAGCCAUUUUAUCGAGACCCUGUCAUGUGUCAGACACUAGCAGGUCUUUUAAAGCGUCCAGACUCCACAGUAAUAUUUCCCUCAACCUUUUAACUUCUUGCCCUGUGCUCCGUUGGUACUGGAGUCAGUCAGCGUUUGGAGGAGCAUACAACCCCCCACCAUGCACAAGGGGCUUUGUUACCUGUCUCUGUCUUUCCUGGCUUUACCUACCUCACAGCUGCUGUGUUAAGCUUUGUUGUCUUCCCUAUUUAAUUUGUUUUCAUCAGCUCUAACCCCAGCAGAACAAUGGAUCAUCUUGAUAGUCUGCCUCAGUGACCCUCUGAUCAGCAUGUGUGUGUGUUGACUUCAAUCGGUUUGAUUGUGACGAGGCUUUUGUUCCAUUAUAGCUGGAGGUAUCAUGCUAGACAGGGACGAACAAAUUACUCCACGUUUUACUGAAUCUGAACAUUUUCAAUGGACAUAAUGUGUAAAGAAGUUCCCCACCUGACGCCUGGUGCAGGGCCGUGUGGUCUGACGGGGAGGAUGGCACCCUUCCUGUCAGUUUGGUUGGUGAAUUUGAGGAACAAUAAUGAGGGGCAUGAAUGAAUGGGAUAAAUGCAUGAGUCACUCUUCAUCUGCGUAAGUGUUCAAGACAUAUUUGGGAUCACUCAACUUAGGGUUUCAUAUAUUUUAUUAGCGGAGAG
Messenger RNA from Notothenia coriiceps (black rockcod), 1991 nucleotides. RefSeq names its product zinc finger, AN1-type domain 5a (gene zfand5a). Gene Ontology annotation, molecular function: DNA binding; zinc ion binding. NCBI's taxonomy places the organism in Eukaryota, Metazoa, Chordata, Actinopteri, Perciformes, Nototheniidae. Bases 264 to 917 code for a protein of 217 amino acids. The transcript is spliced from 6 exons. The record is from RefSeq and is a predicted model, not a curated record.